AUGGAUUCUUACAGCCUUAAGACGGGAACUCUAGUCGUGUACGCUGCACGACGGCUCACUGCCUCAAAGUGUGAGCGCACUAAGCGGGGUGGCAACCUCAGCCUUCUUUUUAUGAUUCUCUUCUUCUUUCUGCCGGCCCUCGGUAGCUCCUUGCCGAAACAAAUCGAACUGCCCGAGGACUUGGCUUGCUUUGCCAGGGUUGCUUCCUAUUUUCUCGACUACGAUUUCCAGAUCACCCGGAUACUGGGCAUAACAACCAUCGAGGGCUUGACUAAGCUGGACGAGGUCUUCCCCUCCUUCGAGAGCCGCUUGUCAAACAUGCCCUCGGGAAGUGUCAUAAUCCAAGAGGUCGACGGAUUUCCGUACUUCAAUCACAUUGAGAUCGAUGAUGGAUUUGACCCUUACAGGGUCAACACGGUCCAUUCCAAGUCCGUCACUCUACCCUUCAACUUUCAAGCACAGUCUGCCAUUUACAGUAUUCCCGCGAAGACUUUCUUCAACGACGAGGGUUUUCGCCAGGUUCCCUUUUUCAAUUCGCGCUUUACAUCCUCGCAGCCGGCUACUCAUGUUGAGGACGCGCCCAUUGUCGAAUCGCCGCCGUGA
Messenger RNA from Metarhizium album ARSEF 1941, 603 nucleotides. RefSeq lists its product as uncharacterized. The record is from RefSeq and is a predicted model, not a curated record. NCBI's taxonomy places the organism in Eukaryota, Fungi, Ascomycota, Sordariomycetes, Hypocreales, Clavicipitaceae. The transcript has a single exon. Bases 1 to 603 code for a protein of 200 amino acids.